AUGGAGGGUUACUGGGGUGGAUCAAUAGGGGCUCAAGAAGCAACACAAGACGACAACACUGCUGCUGCUUCGGUAGCAUUGGGGGCCGAGGCCUGGGAAACAUACACAGCACACCACGACACAGACUUAGGCUCUCAAGCAGCAGUAGAGCUUUCAGAGGAUGCAGACAGUUGGCUAUCUCCUCUUGACCCCGCUGCAGAGGGGGCCGGGGGCCCCCUGAAACACACAGAAGGGGAUCAUCUCGGUCUUUAUAGCGUUGAGGGGGGCCCCCAUCAUGCUGGUUUCGCUGCUGGGGGGGCCCCCAGGAAAGCAGGUGUACCGUGGUCGUUUCGGUUGAGUGUAUCUUUGUUUGCUUUUUUAACUUUACUGAUUGGUGUAAUGUCUAUGAAGAGAUCUACUCCUCCUCCAUCUAUACGUGAAGCAGCAGCAGCAGCAGCAGCAGCAGCAGCAGCAGCGGCAUCACCUACAGCAGCAGCAGGUACAGCAGCAGCAGCAGCAGCAGCAGCAGCAGCAGCAGCAGCAGCAGCAGGACAUAAACAAAUUCCUUUUCCUUUAAAACAAGAAAAAGAAGAAAGCGAAGAUGAAUAUAUAAAUGAUGAAAUAGACCAAGAUGUACAGAGCGCCUUAGAUAAGCUCGAAGAGAUACUAAGAGAAGAAGUAGAUUGCUUAUAA
Molecule: messenger RNA, 672 nt
Organism: Eimeria mitis
Lineage: Eukaryota; Apicomplexa; Conoidasida; Eucoccidiorida; Eimeriidae
Exons: 2
Coding region: 1-672 (223 amino acids)
Source: RefSeq, a predicted model, not a curated record